AUGGCUUCGACGUCGGAUAUCCAAGUGGCCUCUUUGGCUGCCGGGUUUACACUCGGCUUCGGGUUUCUGACAGUCUGGAAGGCAAUUCAACAUACUACGAGAAACAGACGGCCAUGGAGGAGCCAGUACAUCUACAUGAUUUGGGGAGAGAUUUUGGCAAACCUUAGUAUCGGCAUUAUCGGAUGGGUCUUUCUUGAUGGCCUUAUUGGUCCAACGGUACCCGUUCUAUUCUUUUUCCUAUUUCUCUGGGUGUUCGAAAUCCAGCUGCUGAUGCAAAUCAUUGUGAAUCGAAUUGCAAUUAUCGCGGAGAACAGAAGCACGGUAAUGAAGUUAAAAUGGGGCACAGCAGGCAUUAUUACCUGUAUCAACAUAGCCGUCUUUUGUAUCUGGAUCCCGGCACAUACCAAUCCUCCGGUUAGCGAAUUGUAUGUCCGAAUUAACGAAAUUUGGGAUCGUAUUUCAAAGAUUUUAAUUUUAAUUGUCGAUGCUGGCCUCAACUACUACUUCCUACGCACUGUCAAAGAGCGCCUUGUUACUCAACAUGGACUUAGCAAAUACGCCCCCUUGGUCACUUUCAAUGCUAGGCUGAUGAUAGUAUCUAUUCUCAUGGAUGCUAUGCUUAUUGGACUUAUGUCACUGCCAAAUCAAGUUGUUUACAUUCAAUUCCACCCUGUUACGUACAUGGUCAAAUUGAACAUUGAAAUGACGAUGGCGGACCUCAUUACGAAACUUGCGAGGGGCGAGAACUCGGAUAUGAACAUGCCAUCCACGUCCCACCACCGAACGGAGAUUCGGGAAGACGAUGAGGGCGCUAAUGCGCAACAAAAUUACAAGAUGCAAUCUAUACAAAGCACCAAGCCUGUGGGCGAAGAUUUCUCGUCCAUCGAUGAUGACAUGGGCCAAUUCGACGAGUCUAAAGCUGCUAGCACUCGCGGAAUUCUUGACGGAGGAAUUCAAGUCGAAACCGUCAUCACUUCAAGAAUCUCACGAAACUCUAGAGUUGGUGAGAGGCGGAAUGACGGCUCGGAUGAUGAGCUCCCACUGUCGUACCCUGUCCGGUGA
This is a messenger RNA of Trichoderma asperellum CBS 433.97, 1062 nucleotides long. RefSeq lists its product as uncharacterized. The record is from RefSeq and is a predicted model, not a curated record. NCBI's taxonomy places the organism in Eukaryota, Fungi, Ascomycota, Sordariomycetes, Hypocreales, Hypocreaceae.